CCAAUCUCAAUUAGUUCUACAUGUAAACUUGUAAAAGUAAUGUGGAAAGGAGCAACAAAAUCAUGGGUUUUUAAACUAACCUUGCUUUCCUUCCUUUUAUACUCAACACUCCUUCAUCUACAGUUUACGACAAUCACUCAGGGAGAGCGAUUCCAGGCCGAUGUUCAUCUGAUUAGUGUGAGCUACAUAAGAACCCAGAACCCGAGUAAUGAAAGGCUCUGUUUCAACAAGAGCAGCGAUUGCUGUGCAGAUGCAUUGACUGGAUUGGGCACCAUGUUUGUUGUUGUUGUCGAGUGACUAACCCUGGAUUUUUCUCUCUGAAACCUUGCAGAGAUCAGCAGCAAUUGUUGGGUUUGUCUCUGUGUGUGGAAAGCCGGGAACACAACAAACAACAGUACAAAAAAAGAGUUUGAAACAUCCACAAAAAGGGCAACACUCUCUUUCUG
This is a messenger RNA of Zychaea mexicana, 446 nucleotides long. RefSeq lists its product as uncharacterized. The transcript is spliced from 2 exons. Bases 40 to 297 code for a protein of 85 amino acids. The record is from RefSeq and is a predicted model, not a curated record. NCBI's taxonomy places the organism in Eukaryota, Fungi, Mucoromycota, Mucoromycetes, Mucorales, Lichtheimiaceae.